AUGUCGGAUGUAAAGUGAGUUAAUUUUCUAAAAAUAUAUUUUAUUUUUUUGAAUUUCGCAAAAAUUUAGCCAACUAUAUGAUAUUUUUAGUGACAAAGAAGAGACUUGCCAGGAGAAUAAAGAGGAGAGUUCGCAAAAUGGCAAUGAAGGACCGUUUAUUUCUAGAAAAAUAUGUGAGUAUAUAAAUAAAUUUGUGAAUAUAAAUUAAAUAAUUGUCUUUUGACUUUUUCUGCAUUACUUCAUUCACCUGCAUAUAAUUUCAGUUUGCCUUUAUGGCUUUAUAAAUUGGUAAAUAAAAUUAACGGUUGUAAGUAUUUUAAAUUAUUUCUAGCGUCGAGUCGAGUACAUUACAACUGGGUUGACGUCACAGAAAAGUUUCGACACGCUGCAAGUGGUAAAUGACCUAUCAGUGACUUAUGUAUUGUGUACCAUAGUCCAUAGACAGAUUUUCUGGGGGGCUGUAGGGGGGUGCAUACCCCCAUCCCCCAAAAUAUUUGCACCCCCUCAGAACUGAAUAAGACUAAAAACAAGCAUUUUGAACUAAAUAUAAGACCGAAAAUUUUAAAAUUUCCUGGGGGCUUCACCCUCUUACCCCCAAACUUAUGCCCACUAGUGACUCCCCAGAUUCCUCCUGUAGCUUGCUUAGUAAUGCUACAUGCCCCUUCACUCACCCCUCCUGAAUUUUUAACCCUCCCCCCAAGCAAAAUCUGAAAAUCUGUCUAUGUCAUGUACACUGGGUAGGUACAGAGGUCUGACUCACCCAAAAAAAACUUGUAACCACCACCACGCCAUGUACUUUCAAUUGUUCUUGUAAUGCUGUUGCCAUGUUCCUAGCCAGUGUGUUUACGAAAGGCACUUACCCCCAUGAUCGUCGUAGCCAGGCCGGCCAUUGUGAAUAUUUUCAAGGGGGUGACAACCUCUCUUUAGUGCAAAGAGCAGGGUGACCAGUUACGCUAACAUCAAAGGCACUGACACAAAGUCGGACUUCUGUAAGCCGUUUAUUCUGCAGCCAUCAAAAUUAGGUGAAAUUUCCGGAAGCCGAAAGUUAUGUUAUGAACGAACUUGGCGGCAAUUCUAUUUUUCACUGUGGCAAUUUUUUUUGGCAAGUGUUUUGGAUUAAAUGAGGAUGAAAACAUAAGGUUAUGUAUAAUCAAAUUAUAAAGAAUGUCAAGUGUGAAACUUCUUUUAAGAAGACCAAAAAUAAUAAAGUAACGUGUCUGUUACGGGAAACAAAAAAAAACUGUAACAAAAACAUCAUGAAAACUUGAUGUUGAAACUUGUUAACUAUGUUUGGCAAAUUUACCAAUGAAUUUGAGAUUUUUGCAAGGCGGCCAUUGCCGUUUGCUGCUAAUUCCGAUGGCUGAUUCUGUGCCAUGUACAUGAUGUACUCUACCCAUGUUGGAGUAAUUUGAGAAAUUAACUGUAAUAUUUUUUGCAGAAUUAAAACUUGGGGAAUUAGUACAUGACCACACGUAAGUAUUAAAUGCACUGACAGUUUGAAUUUCAAAUUAAAAUUGAAAAUAACCCAUAAGUUGCAUUGCACCCCUAUGCGCCCUACUUUAUUAUUUUACUCUGUCGAGAGGAGAGUGCUUGGUACUCAAUAGGUUAAAUAAUUUUCAAUGCUGUGUAUUCUAGAUUUGGUUUGUUUGAGGCCAUGUCUGCCAUUGAGAUGAUGGACCCAAAGAUGGAUGCGGGCAUGAUCUUCAAUAAAGAUAAAAACAUAUUGUCAUUCAAAGAAGCUGUACAGGUUCUUCACUAAAUUAAAUACUAUUAAAUUAAAAACAGGAAAAUCUCUCUAAUACAGACACCUCUCUAAUUAAUACCUGUGACAUCUCUCUAAUACAGACAUCUCUCUAAUACAGACAUCUCUCUAAGACAGACAUCUCUCUAAUACAGACACCUCUCUAAAACAGACACCUCUCUAAAACAGACAUCUCUCUAAUACAGACAUCUCUCUAAUACAGACAUCUCUCUAAUACAGACAUCUCUCUAAUACAGACACCUCUCUAAUACAGACACCUCUCUAAUACAGACACCUCUCUAAGACAGACACCUCUCUAAUAUGAACAUCUCUCUAAUACAGACAUCUCUUUAAUAUGAACAUCUCUCUAAUACAGACACCUCUCUAAUACAGACAUCUCUCUAAUACAGACAUCUCUCUAAUACAGACACCUCUCUAAUACAGACACCUCUCUAAUACGACCAUCUCUCCUAAUACAGACACCUCUCUAAUACAGACAUCUCUCUUAUACAGACCUCUCUAAUACAGACCUCUCUCUAAUACAGACCUCCCUCUAAUACAGACAUAUCUCUAAUACGGACACCUCUCUAAUACGGACACCUCUCUAAAACAGACAUCUCCCAAAAGUCCCGUUUUCACAAGCAAAUUUUAUUUCACAAAUUUCAUUUGAUCAAAUGAAUAUAAAACAAAACUGAUUAUUUUUUAAACAAAAAUGAUUAUUUUUUAAAGGCUGGAAAAAUCAAAAUUAAAGAAUUUGCAGCUGAUGAAAUAGUUGGAAUCAUAGACGAGCUCACUUCUUGUCUGGUUGGUAAAUAAUAUUUGACAUUUGCGCAGACAUUUUGUUAUUUUUACGACAUGAAUCAGCGACACAUCGGGAACUCUGGGUUCUUCUCUGCAUGCCCAGUGUUGGCUUUCUGUUGCUAAAAAACAUGUACCGACUCAAUCUUUUGGUUAUCCACACAGCUCUAAUUGUCACUGGGGGUGCACCGGAACAAAUUUUUAAAGUUCCAGCCGGAACCAGAUCUCGCUGGUUCUGGUGUAUAUUUUCCUUGUGUACUGUGUAGUCCAAAUUUCUUCCUACUGCGAACUUUUGUCAGACACAAAAACAUUUGAUAUUCUAUCUCUCUGAAAAUAACAGAGUUCUGGUUCCGGCCAUGCUUUUUUUAUUAGUUCCGGCCGGAACCGGAACUCUGAAAGAUUGGGGUUCCAGCUGGAACCGAGUUCCGGUACACCCCUAAUUGUCACUACCUGGCUGGCACAGACCCUUCUUUGUAAAUCAACUGUCGAGGUUGUUUAGUUGUGGGUAUCCUUGAUUUUUUUGUUAUUAUUUUCCAUGCAGGUGACGUGGUUAGAUGGUCAUUCACUCAUUCAGACUGUGUUCAUCUGUCUUUAUGUUCAUGAUCCAUAUAUCAUUGAAGAUCCUUGUAUCAAGGUAAAUCUACCAAUGUUCUACAAAAUAUCGGUCAGUCAUGGACAUUGUCCGACUCAUUUGUGAAAUUUCCUACUUAGAGAGGCAACCACCAGACAUUCUAUCCAACCCAAGUGAAACUGAGGUUUAUUGUUUGUCUGACCAGACUGCAUUGGUGUCCAACAGAACUGUAGCUUUGUCUGAUGUAAAUCAAAGUGUACCCUAGUCCGGGACUAGAUGCUCUGAAUAUGUUAGGCCAAAUAAAAAUAAUAGUUGGUUUCAGGUUUCCGACCGACCUGUCAAAAAUAUGACCGACCUUAAACAUUUUAUUGAGGACAUUUAAACGUUUAGACUGAACGUUGUUGGCAUUAAAUAUUUAGUUGUUGCUCGUUUCCUUGCAUGUCAAGUUUUAUAUGUAUGCAGGUGAAAACCUGAUGUAAAAACAAUAAAAACUAAGAGUUUAUAAUGAGUUUUAACUGUCUUAUAUUUAUUGCAUACUUGAGAUAAAUUUUUUUUUAAAUAAAAUGUUUUUCCGACCUACCUACUCAAUCAUAUAAAACAUGGCUGUGAAACCUGAAACCAACUAUUAUUUUUAUUUGGCCUUAAAUGGAGAAUCAUAGUAAUAUACAAAGAGUGAACCAGAAAAAUGUUGUCUUAAUGUAAUCAACCAUAAAUUUUAAACGAUAUUCUUCGCUGAAUAUUUGCGUAUGACAAAAUCUACAAAUCUACAAAACUACAGUACUCUCCAAAAAUGGCUGGCAAUGACUUGCAGAUGGUCUAAAUUUUGGGAGAUGCCCUCGAACCACAAGGGCAGGGCCCUUGGCGAAGUACCUUCGGUACCACAUAGCCCGCCUACUUAAUUAAAAAUGCCUCCUACCCAAAUUUGAUUGGGAACUCUGGGUAAGCGAACAACCCAACCACAUCCGAAGCAAAUUAGGGUUGGCAGAAAAAAAGUCAAAUUAAGAAUAUUUUUUCUUAUUUCUUACAGGCAUUUUGUAUUGUAAUUCUACGAAUAUGUGAAGUAAUAAGGAAUAUCAUUAAUAAAGCUUCAGUGUAUGAAGAGGUAUGCAGUUGUUAUUUAAAAAAUAUGUUCUCUUAUAUACAUUGGUUGCAGAGAAAAAUUCAACUGAAAAUAUAUGUGUUUCCUCGUACAGGAAGAUUUUCAACCAAUGACAUAUGGUUUCAAAUUGACAUCACAAGUCACAGAUAUAAGAAUUUCAGGUACAUACCAUAGGUGAAUGUUAUUUCUGGAGCACACUAUCCAGCAACUGGGAAAUUUGGCUGGAUAAGAUAAUUUUUGUGCUGAUUAUUCUGCACACAUUCACGCUUUAGUUACAUAAAAAUGUUGUCAUUUUAUCAAUUUGCUACAAGGUUGUCAUUUACAACUGAAUGUUUGUAUUUAUUUAGGCAUGCUAAAGGAAGCUGAAGAUGAGAUCAAUCGCAAGUUAAAGGUACAAUAUCUACCUACAACCAUGACCCCAGCUGUCCAGAAACAUUUGGCAGCUCAGAGCAAUUAAAUUAUCCUUGACUCAAUUACUUACUACUACCUGUAUGUGGUAGUUACUACUGCUAGCAUCUUACUAUACUGUCAAAAAUGUGAUUUCUGUUAUAUGUAUUUAUGUGAAAUAUUAACCCUGUAAGUGGCAAUGCACCCUGAUGCGCCCUACUUUAGUAUUUUAUUCUGCCCCCUACUUUAGUAUUUUAUUCUGCCCAAUGCCAGAUGAUUUUACUCGUCAAAUGGAGAGUGCUGCCACUCAAUCGGUUAAUUUAGUUAGUCCAAUAAGGCACAUUUUAUCAUUAGUUAGUUAUAAUGUAUAGUAUUAGUCACAUGACCACACCAGCUAUGCUAUGAUUAUGAUAUUAUUGUGUUUAAACAAUUGCUUUUAAAUAUAUUAUUAUUCCUUACAUAUUCAAGAAUUGGUAUUCUCUUCAGGCUGUUAAAAGUCAAAGAGUUUCUGGCGAUUCAACAACGCUUUCCAAAGAGGUUUGAUGAAGUUAUUAAUGGUUUUUCACACUACAUUUGUUGACUUCUGUGUUAUAGAUAGUGUUGUACAGUACAGCUUUGUGUCAACAUUGCCUAAAAAGAUUAAAACACUCUCUUUUCUAUUCUUUAACAGAUAAAGGAACUUGAAGCAUUGUGGUUUCGUUUGAAAUUUUGGAAAUCAUUCCAUACUGCUGUCAUACAUCUGGAAAAAGCUGAUGUAAGUUGUUACAGUACAAGCAGAGUUUUGAGAAAAACAGUUAUACAGGGAUGGAUCCAGCCAUAUCUGGGGGUGGGGUAUCACCCCCUUGUACCCCUGUUGCCAAAGAUAGGGGGUGCCCCCAAGACACGUACACACCCCACAGGAAACAUAUCAGAUGUGCUGUCAUAGCCACCAACUGGAUUACUCUGUCAGUUCUAAACUGUCCUCGCCAGAGGAGUUGAUGAUUGAUGCUUCAAAUAAAGAAAGUUAGCUCAGAGAUUCUUUCCCAAACCUCUGCUCGCAAUAUAUGCUAAUUAACUUGACGAGAUGCUAUUUCCUAACCAAAUGCCGCUCUUUCAUUAUCUUAUUCAGAUCACAAGUCUUGGAACGGCAAAGCAGUCACUCUCUACUGCUCAGAAAUAUUUAGGUCUGGCGAAAGGGAAUGUUGAACUUGGCUUGCAACCUGACAGUGAGGGUAUGGUAUUGCCACAAAUCCAAUACUUUUUCUUGGAAAUAUGAAACAUCUAAGUAUGAGAUGAAAUUAAUUUUGUUUUCCAGGCAAUAUGUUGGGUUUUGAACCAAUGGUGAACCAACGCUUAUUACCGCCAUCAUUUCCACGUCACACUACGAUAUGCAGCAGAAAUGAGGUAAGGAUCUUGAUGUCUAGUUGGCGAUGAAGUAGUUAGGGAGCAGUCAUUAUUUAUGGUGGUGAGUGGCACCGAAGAGAAAUGUUUUCUUGUCAAAAAUUUUGCUGGUCCAACCAUUAAAAAGUCAAAUUAAAAAUAAACACCCACCCCUGGUCAAAAACUUUACAAAAUGAUACUAUUCAGUUGUCACAGAUGUUCUUUACCACUUUGAUAACUCCAUGUUGCAAUUUUCUGAAGUCUAAAGUUUCAUGUUGUCUGCACAUGUACUUUCUUUGGAGAUGCCAUUUGCCUCCAGACAAAUUGGAAAAUGAUCAAGAUAUAGUGAUUGAUUCACAUAUUGUAUUGACAUAUGACAAUGAUGUUGACAAUGCUUUUUAGUCUCCAAUAUUUCAGUGACUCACAGAUUUUUUUAAAUACAAUUCAUUAUACUGUAAUUUACGAUUACAGUAUACUUAUACAGUGUACUGUAAAAAAAUAACAGUGCAUUAUUCGGUAAAAACCCCAGAUAUUUUUAACAGUGUGCUAUGGUUUCCAACCGCAGUAACAUUGGGCCAAUAAGGGAAUAGAUUUUACUCAGCCCUCAGAGAGAACAGUUUAGAAUUGAUACACAGCGUCCCAGUAGACAUAAUGACCCAAGAAUACUGUUGUUUCUGCAGGCAUUUCAAUAUAUGGAAAAUCUUAUAAAGAGACUCGACUCUGCUACCAAAUGUACAGAAAAUACUGCAUUACAUCAAUUACUGGUAAGAUUUAAAUUUGUCCAAUUUGGUGCACUUGCUAUUAUUUGAGGUGGGAGGGAGUACGGCGUUAUGACGCGAAAACGACAUUCAUGCCUGCCAUCUGUUUUUGCAUUUGUAGGACUUUUUUGAAUCUUUCAGCAAACUAUAUCCGUGUGUCUUCUCGAGGUCCCUAUUACAGGUACGUUUUGGUAACAUACUGUAAUCUUGAACUGUCUGUGAGUGUCUGUGCCAGUGUAGUGUAGUGUAGUGUCAACUACCUGAAAAUAUAAGGAGAAUUUCGACGUUUCAGUAACUCGAGAUAAAGGGCCUUUGCUCGAAACGUCGAAAUUCUCUUUAUAUAUUUUCAGGUAGUUUACGUUUAGAAAAAGUUUACGAAAACUUGUUUACGAAGACUACUUGUUUUACAAGUACUGUAGUUUACGCAAGCUUGUUUACGUUUUUGGUAAUUUAAAUUAACAUGCAGAGGUGGAAAUGUUUUUCUGUUUCUGGCAAGCUGGGUUUAGGGCUCAAAAUUUUCUGCAAAAGAUUACAAUAAUAAUAUAUAAGGGAAAAGAACAAAUUUGUCAUUUGUGACUGUCUUUUUUACCUAAUACAUGGAUUGUAUUCAUUAAGAUGUGUUGUCGUGGGAAGCAUUUUAUCUUUAGACUGAUAAGGCAUGCAAGAUAAAGUCUUACAGUCUUACUUGAUUAAAAACAAAUUUCCAACUGCAGGCUAUAUGAAUAUUCUUAUUUCAUAUGUUCCCCUGUAUAAUUUGGGUAUCGAGUUAAUAAAUUUUAGUGACUUCGAUAUUCAAUCAGUGUAAUUUUCGGAAUUAGCUAUCAAACAUCAAAAAAUAUCUGUGAAAAUUUCUGCAAAAAUGUAGAUCCCCAGAAUUUUUUUUUGAACUAGGUUCCCAUGUUCUGAUACUUUUUCGAUCUCUGGUAACAUGUCCAACCUACACACGUAAAAACGCACAAGUUGUAACAAACCUGCAGCAGACUUGUAGCAAUGCUGUUCCAACAACUUGUCAACAGGAUGUGUUCGCACUGCUUGUUCCGAGCUUGUUGACAAGUUGUCAACGGCUUGUUGACAACUUGCCACAAGGUUGUUGAGUUCAGCAGACUUGUUACAAGUUGUUCCAACAACUUGUUAUCGUCCUGCAAUUCAGCAACUUGUCAACAAGUUGUGAGUGACAACCUUGUAGCAACUUGAUAAAAUAACAGCAUUGUUACAACUUGUUGACAAUUAGCUUGCUACAAGCCUGUUGCGAACACAUCUUGUUGACAAGUUGUGAGAUGUUUACGUGUGUAGCUAGUACAUGUUAGUUCUUAAAAACUGACCUAUAGUUAAAAGACUGUGCCAGAUACGUUGCCUACUGUAUGAUGUUUGAUUUAUCAUUAAAUAUUGUACUUUUCAGAUUAUCUUCUGGCACAACAACAAAGUUUUUGGCAAAACACCAUUAUCUGAAGUUCUUCAACAAGCUAUCAAGCAGUUCAACAGUCCGCCAUCGAUUGCUGAAAAGUGAGUUACUUAAUAAUCAGAGAGUAGAGAGAUUGAAAUUUGGCUUCCGCCAUCUCUCACAGGCACGCAUUUGAUUGGUUAAUUGGGUAGAUUGAGUGCACCUGAUUGGUUAAUGGUAGCGGAAGUCAAAGUCUGAAGGCCUAUUUCCAGUCAAGAAAAUUUUCCGCAGAGAGAAAAUUUUGUAAAAUGUGAUUGGUCGACACAAUUUUCCGUGGGAAAAAAAGUUUGAAAGUUGAAAAUUUUCAACUUUUAACAAUGAUAUUUUCGAAAACUUUUCUGUCCGUGGAAAUUUCUCUUGAGUGGAAAAGGGCCUUUGAACCUCUGUAAAGUCGAUGAAGAGAAAACCUCAUUCUAUCUUAAUGCUUAAAGUAAGUAACAUUCUGGUCAUUUGUAGGUCGCCUUUAAUUAACAAUCCUCAAGCUCAGAAGUUUGUGGAUAGUUUUCUUGCAAUGGCUGAACGGGUAAGUGAGCAACAAACAGACAGACAGACAAACAAACAGACAAAUGAACAGACAGACAAACAGACCAGCACUCAGGCAGUGCUAACAUAUUCGUGUAUUUGUUUUUUCUCAGCCAAUCACGUCUCUUAUUCGCUGUAUGUGUCACAACCGCGCACGACAACGAGACAAGUUGGUAUUUCUGUUGGACGAAUUUGCUGUUUUACAAGAUGAGGUACAGAAAAUGUUUGUACAGUGUAAAAAUUAAACUAAGGCCAAAAAAAAAAUAUGUGGGUUUCCGGUUUCCCGACCCUACCUAGCUUUUGGACGUCGAAAUCCCGACCCUAAACUUUUUUAUUGGAUCAUGCUUGUAAGUGUUUCCACUUAGAGGAAAAAGUUUGUGGAAAAUUGAAAUUUGAGGCAAUAUUAGGGAAAUUUAUCUUUGCAAGUAGAAGCACUGACUAAACAAAAUGGCGUCCGCUUGUUCGGAAAAUUAAAAAAAAAGUUUAAAAAAAAAGUUAAAACCGACCUACCCUACCUAAGUUUUUAUACGAAGAAACCGGAAACCCACAUAUUUUUUUUUUGGCCUAACUAAACUUUAUUUAUAUUGGAUAGCUCUAACAGUUCUAAACUGUCCUCCCUAGAGGUCAAGUAAAAAUAAUUUUUCACCAGUGUUACUACAGAAGGAAACCUAAACUAAAACUAACUUUAUUUAUACUAGAUAGCCCCAUCAGUUCUAAAUUGUUCUCCCUGGUGUCCAGUAAAAAUCAUCUCUUAAUCCAGUGUAACUAGAAGAGAAACUAGAAUAGUGUACACUGUACAUGGAGAAAACCUAUGGCGUUUGGUACAGUCAGACUGGAAACAUGCUUCUCGCAUGCAGUAGACUAGCCAUUGUGCCAACAAUACAGUGGCCGGUUGUACGAAGGUCCGCUAUCCACCGGAUAGUGAUUUUUUCAACCUUUGUAAAAUGCUUGAAAAACUGUGAAACUACGGAUAUAGACGACACAAGAAGUAUAAAAAAACAUUUAACUUAUAAAUGCUAAACUUUAAUACGAGUUAUACCAAUCAACGACUGAUUUAACAAAGUUUGAAAAAAUUACUACCCGCCCCAGUUCCUUAUUACAACGUCUUCAUAAUUUUUCUUUAGGCAGACAAAGUUGACGCUGAUUUGCAUCACAUGAUUGUCGCUGUUGAACCAAAGGUAAAAAUAUGGGGGAGGGGUUGAGGCGCCUGCCUCUCUUUGUCCCCCCCCCCCCUCCCCUAGCGUCCGCCGCUGCUCAACUGGCUUGUUAAACAACCACAUGUCAUUCUGUAAACUUACCAUGUGAUUGGCAAAUAUAUCAGAAUUUUCCUGUUUCAGAGAGAGCACUUUGCUUGUUUUGGAUCAUGGGUUCUGAACCGUACCUUGACGAUCAUGAUUCAAUAUUUGUUGCUGGGAAUGGAGUUGCAGUUGUUUAGUGCACAUGAAUAUCAUUAUUUAUUCUGGUGAGUUCGUAACUAAGUUUCAGGAUUUUUUUGGGGGGGGGGGAGGGGGACAUCUCACACUCGUCUGAACAUUGAAGGUUUUUCUGGUUUUUCAAAUAAAUUAAAUCAUUUGCAACGUAUUAGUAAAAAAAUCUACUACGAGAAUUACUUUACUGCUAAUAAUAAGAAUAUCAAAAAUACUUGGAAGGGAAUUAAACAACUUAUUACUUUGAAACCUAGGGGACAUAGCUUACCUACAAAAAUUAUAAAGGAUGGCCAGGAGAUAAAAGAAACUAAGAAUAUAUCCUUGGCAUUCAAUGAAUACUUUUCUAAUAUUGGAAAGAACAUUGCAGAUUCUGUUCCAUGUACUAAUACAAGGACACAAGCUUUUAUGGGUAGUCCUGUGCCAAACAGCUUCUUUAUGACUCCUAUUCUAAAAAGUGAAAUUGAGUUUGAAAUUGGAAAACUUAAAUCUUCCAAAGCAACAGGCCCUUUUAGUAUUCCAAUUAAUUUACUAAAAACAGUUAAAUCUAGCCUGUCUACUCCUCUUGAAAUAAUAUUCAAUCUUUCCUUCCUGACUGGUACGGUUCCAGACCAAUUCAAAAUAGCGAACGUGAUUCCAAUUCACAAAAAAGGCCCACUGACUAUGUUAACAAAUUAUCGCCCAAUCUCACUUCUCUCCAUUUUUAGUAAAAUUUUGGAAAAAUUAAUGUAUACAAGAUUAACUAGAUUUAUUGAAAAAUAUGAAAUUUUAUAUAACAAACAGUUUGGUUUUCGUUCCAAGCAUUCAACGUUACAAGCAGCUCUUUCAAUAACUGAUAACAUUCAACAAGCAAUUGAGAAGGGAUGGUAUUCUUGUGGAAUAUUUUUAGAUUUUUCCAAAGCAUUUGACACUGUAAACCAUGACAUCCUUCUCAACAAGCUUGAUCAUUAUGGAAUAAGAGGUUUGGCUUACGAUUGGUUUUCCUCAUAUUUAAGUAACAGGCGCCAAUUUGUUUCAAUCGGGCAUAUCAAAUCCGAUGAAACUCCAAUUAAAUAUGGUGUUCCACAAAGUUCAGUAUUGGGUCCCCUUUUAUUCCUCUUAUAUAUUAAUGACUUCCAUAACUGCAGUGACAUUUUUGAAUUUAACAUAUUUGCAGAUGACACUAAUCUUUUUCAUGCUAAUGCAAAUCUUGUUAAUCUAGAAAUAACUAUUAAUAGAAAUUUGGAGAAAAUUUUUGACUGGUUGGCAGCUAACAAACUGUCAUUAAAUAUUGACAAAACAAACUUUGUUUUGUUUCACCCCCCUCAGCGAACUCCAAACCACGUGAUUGCUUUAUUUAUCAACAAUAGUCAAAUUAAACAAGAAAAAUAUAUCAAAUACUUAGGAAUUUUCCUUGACUCAAACUUACGUUGGAAAAGUCACAUUACUCAUAUAUCAAACAAAAUUAAACGCUGCAUUGGUGUAAUCUCAAAAAUUCGCAAUUUCGUGGGUUUACAUAUACUUAAUUUAAACAAUUAUACUAUACUCUCAUUUAUCCAUAUUUGACGUACGCUUUACCAGUGUGGGGUAAUACAUAUCAAUCUAAUCUUGAUACUUUAAUAAGGUUGCAGAAAAAGGCAGUCAGAAUUAUGACUUUCUCCAGUUUUAGGACACACUCAACCCCUCUUUUCAAACAUUGUGACAUACUUAAAUUUGUCGAUUUAAUAUAUUAUCAGAAUGCUCUAUUCAUGUUUGACUUCCACGUGGGUAAUUUACCCGCUGUCUUUGAUAAUUUCUUUCAAAAUGUUUCCGAAGUACAUAAUUAUAACACUAGAUCUUCUACAAAAAUUUUUUUAUAUAUUCCGAAAAUUCGGACAGACUAUGGUCGGUUUAAUCUGCGCUACUGUGGUAGUUUAAUCUGGAAUUCCAUUGAUAGUAAAUUGAAAUCUCUAAGCAAAUAUAACUUCAAAAAAUUAUUUAAAAACUCUCUACUUCAAGCUUAUAAUGACUAAAUUCGGUUUCCAUUUGUGAUAUUUUUGAUGAUAUAUUCUUUUGCGUCUAUUGUACUUUGUCUUUCCCUUAAUGCAUGUGAUUUGAUUAUAUACAGUAUAUACAUUUCGUCUUUCGCUUGUGUCUUUUGUCUAAAUGUGCUACUUAGCUUGAUUAGCCCUUAUGGUUAUUUCUUUGUAGCCUUUACUCUAUAUUUGUGUAAUGUAUUUUGUUGUAAAUUAUUGUAUCACCUCAGAGUAUUAAAUUAUCCUUAUCCUUAUCUGGGGGGGGGAGGGUGCGCACACCCCAGAAAUUAUUUGCAUCCCCCCAAGGCAUUUGGCACCCCCGCAAAUUACAUAUAUUUUGAUUUGAUAGUUUCAUAUUUGAUUAUUCUUACUACUAAAUUUGUAAAAUUACCAAUAUUAUGGUCUCAGAUCUCGCCAUGCAGGCCUAGAAAACAAAUUUUGUUAAAAUUUUCCUUGGCCUUUCCGGGCGUUGCCACCACGCCCCGGCCAAAGCAGGCAGCAGCACCCCCCAGAUAUUUAUCCCCCUCCCCGAACGAAAAUAUGAAAAUCCGUCUCUGGCCUACAGUAUAGUUACAUUUUUAGCCGCUGCUCCUGAUCUAAAAAAUGUAUAAAAUGUACAUUCUAAUUUCCAUUUACAAAACCCUCGCAACUAAAUGAACUUUACUUAUAUUGGAUAGCUCUAUAAAUUCUAAACAAUUUUUUUUUCUCCAGGUAUUUAGAUUAUUUAUUCAACUGGCAAGCGACAUGCUUGUCGAGAGCAACAGAAUUACUACAAUCCCACGAAACAGCGCUGGGUAAGCUACGGACAGUACUGUGUUUUUUAUGUACUAUUUAAAGCACGCGUAGGAGUGUGAUAAAACAUGACUACAAGUGCUUUAAAUGGCUUCAAAAACGACUCAUCUUAUACGAGUUCAUUGGCGAAGUAUAAUUUUUAAAAUAAACUUUGUCUAAACCGAGAAAAUCAAAGCUAAAGUUUAUGUAAAUUAACAUGAUUUUUUAUCACAUAUAAAGAUACGACACGCUUAUGAUUUUUCUUUGUGUUUUCCUCCUGAAUUAUUAAUGAGUUUUUGAAUAUUAAAUAACAUUUGUUUUGAAAUUUUUGACGUGAUAUGUUUAGAACAAAAGAGCGGGAAAAGUGGAAAGAAGAAUAAAAAGAAAAAAAGAGGUCAGUUAGUAACUAAAUAAAGUAAUAUUUUCGAGUUUGAUUCGCGUCGCGGACUUACGACACUUCUAUGAAGAAUGUCACUCCACGCUCGGGCACGCAUAAGCUGAUUGGGUCCAUUGCUAUUUUGUUUUAGCGAGUGAGAAAUAUAUCCAAGAACAUCAAGGAAUGAAGCAGUUUUAUCACGGCAUGAGAAACUUGUGUUCUGGUUAUAUGAAAGUAAGUUGCUCGUUGUUGUAGCUGCAGAUAAAUUUAUGUUCUCGAUCUGUAGUUUUUGUGUCAGCCUAGCAUGCAAAGCAUAUGUUUCGUUUGGGAGGCUCGUUUGACCGUAUGAACAAGCUUUCGUUGAUAGGGAUGCAACUACCUGAAAAAUAUAAGGAGAAUUUCGACGUUUCGAGCGAAGGCCCUUGUCUGGACGAAGAGGAGACCGUGUUAGUUUGACCCUGAUAUUUUGUGUCAGUUUAGCAUGCAAAGCAGUUGUCUCGUUUGGGAGGCUCGUCUAACCCUAAUCUUUUAUUUGCGUUUUUCUAGGCGCUGGAAGGUUUCUUACUUUGUGGCAAGAUUUGUUAUCCUGCAGAGCAGUUCGACAGCGAGAGGGUAAGCGACGUGACCAGGAUAAAUUAAGUAUCACCAUUUUACAUUUACAACAAAGAAAUCAAUCCACUAUAUGGUAUUUAUCAGGGUCGGAUCUAGCCUCAUCUGCAAGGAGGGGUGCAGGUUUUUCACGGGGUGGUGCAUGAUGGAGCCUUACUGUCCACUCUCCUCUGCAGUCUGCAACGUUACUAUCCCAACAUUGCCAUUGAGAUGGUCGAAUCUGCACGCUGUUCUGUCACAUUUUACAUUAUCUUUUGUUCAUAAAAUUUACUGUAUAAACCCAUUGCACAUGGCGUCACAGCGCCGGUGACGAUGCAUCUGGAGGACAAAUUGGCAAUCUAUGCAUAAUAUAACUUUUGUAAACAAAGCAAAUUUUGUAAAACUUUAUAAUAAUUUUGUAUUAAAAUGGUUUGCGCUGUAUGUGGUUGUCGCACCAGAACAGAUAUUGUUGGGGAGCAUCUGGAGGACACUCUAAGGAUUUCUGACGUCAGUGCAAUGGGUCUGUAUCGUUUUUUUUAUCACGUAUGCGUGACUAGCACAGUACUGUAAAUUUGCUUGUUAAUUUAAUGCAAUGUUUGGAAAGAAACUUUGUAGUAAUGUAAUGAAGGUCAAAAUUGGAUGAGUCGUACAGUUACAAUGAUUCAAAUAUGGGGAGGGGGGGGAGGGGGACGUUUUAAGUCCAAAUAUUUUAUGGGGGCCAUAAGUUAGACCGCUGCACCUCGCCUAAAUAUUCUUCCACCUCUCCCACCAUUUCCACCAAAAUCCGGCCUUGGCAGCCAUUAUACGAUUCGAUGGAGAGUUUAUGAAAUGAUUUGUCGUUAUAGAUGAGAUUCGAGCACCGUUUCUUCCCUUUCCAAACGUUGGACACGCCUCAACCUCGACUUUUCACACAAUAUCAAGAAACUUUAAGUAUAACUCUCUCUCAUAUAACAAAGGUAAGAUAAAUUUCAUUGUUAUGUACAAGGAUAGAGUAUGCCACCUCUGUGCGCCUUACUACACACGUAAAACUCUCACACCUUGUAGCAAGUCUGCCAACAAGCCGUCAACAAGUUAUGUUCGCACUGCUUGUCCCAAGUUGUCAACAAGUUUGGAACAAGCUGUCAACAACUUGCAACAACCUUGUUGCUAUUAUCGGACUUGUGGCAAGGUUGUUCUAUAACAAGUCCGAUACAGUUAUGAUAUAACAAUAUUGUUACAACCUUGUGUCGUCAACCUUGUAACAUUCUUGUUAUAUCAUGACUGUAUCAGACUUGUUGGAACAACCUUGUAACAAGUCUGAUAAUGCCACAAAGCUUGUUACAAAUUGUUAACAGCUUGUUCCAAACUUGUUACAACAACUGCGAACAAGCGGUGCGAAGACAACUUGUCGACAGCUUGUGAACAGAUUUGUAACAACUUGUUUGCAGACCUGUAACACAAUUUGUGUGUUUUUACGUUUGUAGUAAAGGGACGUUAGUUGAGCGAAGUUAUUGAAAGGGUUGGAUUGAGAAUUUCAUUUUUGUUGCAUAUAGGAAACAGAUUUAUUUGGGUUAUCCGCACGAAGUUUUCAACAGGCAAAGACGAUAUUUGAAGGAUUAUCAAAUGUUCCCCAGAAGGUAAGAAAGAAAGGACCAAAAGCUCAUUUCCACUCAAGAAAAAUUCCCGCGGUCAGAAAAUUUUCCUUAAAAUAUCAUUAGUAAAAGUUGAAAAUUUUCAGACAGAUUUGAGAUGAUCAUGUGUUUAUUAAAUUUGUGUUGUAGGUGGAUGAACUUCUAAAAGUAGCCAAGACUAACUUUGUUGUCAUGAAACUUGCUGCUGGGGGCCAUAAACACGAUUCACAG
Messenger RNA from Paramuricea clavata, 15670 nucleotides. Lineage: Eukaryota; Metazoa; Cnidaria; Anthozoa; Malacalcyonacea; Plexauridae. The record is from the annotation of a GenBank genome assembly.